Vicia villosa (hairy vetch) is the source of this 1169-nucleotide messenger RNA. RefSeq names its product multiple organellar RNA editing factor 3, mitochondrial. NCBI's taxonomy places the organism in Eukaryota, Viridiplantae, Streptophyta, Magnoliopsida, Fabales, Fabaceae. Gene Ontology annotation, biological process: mitochondrial mRNA modification; cytidine to uridine editing. Gene Ontology annotation, cellular component: mitochondrion. The record is from RefSeq and is a predicted model, not a curated record. The coding region runs from base 186 to 917 and encodes 243 amino acids. The transcript is spliced from 4 exons.
UGACCUAUCUCUCUUCACAACUUUACUUAUCAACCAAACACAUCUUUAAUCUUGAAACCCCGAAUAGGUUACACAAAAUCUCUCUCUUCACAACUUCACUUCCCAACUACACACUUCCGUAGUCUCCAAAAAAUAAAAAUCGAAUAACUUACAUAUCGCUGACGAGUAGCAGUGUGAGUAAAAAAAUGGCGUACUCCAAUGCCAGGCGCACGUUAGCUUCCACCCUCUCACGAGCUCUUUCUUCAUCAUCAACAUCAUCUGGAAUCGCUUCUCGCAAUCGCACGCGUUUCGCUUAUGCGUUAUCAUCUCCCAAACAAACCCUACCCGUCCCUCACUCGUUCCCGGUUCGUACGAAAUCAUCGGGUUCGGGUUAUUCUCCGUUGAACGACCCGUCCCCAAACUGGAGCAACCGUCCUCCAAAGGAAACGAUUCUUCUCGAUGGCUGUGACUACGAGCACUGGCUUAUUGUUAUGGAGUUUCCCGAUAAUCCUAAACCCUCUGAAGAUGAAAUGGUUAAUAGCUAUGUUAAAACCCUAGCUCAAAUUCUCGGAAGUGAGGAAGAGGCUAAGAAGAAGAUAUACUCUGUUUCUACUACUACUUAUACUGGUUUUGGUGCUCUUGUUUCAGAAGAGCUUUCUUAUAAGCUAAAAGAGUUGCCGGGAGUUCUUUGGGUGCUCCCAGAUUCUUAUCUUGAUGUUCCUAACAAGGACUAUGGAGGUGAUUUGUUUAUUGAUGGCAAAGUAAUUCCUAGGCCACAGUAUAGGUAUGCUGAAAGGCAACCAAGUAGAAGUAGACCUCGUCCACGGCAUGAUAGGAGGCGGGAAACUAUGCAAGUUGAAAGGAGAGAUCCUACUCAAAGACAGAACUGGAACCAAGGUCAGGGAGGACAUAUGCAGCCAUCAAAUUCUAAUGAAUAGACAAAACUCGCUUUCAGGCGGUGGAGAAAGCCAUGAAAUGUAUAUUAGGAACUCUGCUUGAGCAGUAGUCUCGUAUUGAUUAUAGAACCAAGUUUUUCAAUUAGAUGAUUUUGGUUUAAGGUUCUAAGGUGAUAUUUUACUCUCAUUUUCCUUUGUUUAGAAAAUGGAUUUGUACCUGAGUGACAUUUGAUCUGAGUAGUUUUCACCAUUCUGAAUUAUGAUGAAUUUGGGACUUGGAUAUGCUUUGGGCUC